AUGAGCUCAGCUCCAGGAAACCUCAAAGCCAGCCUGGCAGGAAGAAGAAGAACAAGAAGAAUCAGCUCAAGAAGAAGACUGGGGUCACGUGCCUGUGGAGCUCCGAGAAGAAGCUUCAACAAUGGCGGACGCAAGAGCAAGUGUUCUUCCAAGACGGUCUCAGCGAAGCUGGAGACCCUGAAGAGCCUCAUCAGCCCAUCCCACGCCGGAAAGACUCUAAAAGCUGACGAAUUGUUCCAAGAAACGGCGGAUUACAUCGUUCUGCUGCGAACCCAGGUCGUGAUUUUGCAGAGACUCGUUGAGCUUUAUGGAUCUAGUGAGAAAGAAAAUAUUGCUGCUGCUGCUACUGUAUUAUAG
Molecule: messenger RNA, 357 nt
Organism: Prunus mume (Japanese apricot)
Lineage: Eukaryota; Viridiplantae; Streptophyta; Magnoliopsida; Rosales; Rosaceae
Source: RefSeq, a predicted model, not a curated record